AUGGCACGUCAAGUAGUUGCAUUGGCUCUUCUCUUCGUUGCCCUUGUUGCAGGGCUAACACAUGCAGCCGAUUUGCCUGCUUCAUCACCUGAAGCAAGCGCACCAGCAGCAGACUCAAUUUCCAUUAGCCCUUCUACUUCACCAGAUGCAUCAAGCCCUGUUGCUUCCGAUGUUGAGCCAUCAUCACCACCUGCACCAGCUAGUGAAGCAAGUGCACCAAAUGCAGCUGCACCUAGUCAGUCAACUAUUUCUGCAGCACCUGAAGCUGGUGCACCAAAUGCUGCUGAUGGUCCAUCGGGGGUUUCUACUGCUGCCACUGAUGACUACUACUGA
Molecule: messenger RNA, 333 nt
Organism: Lycium barbarum (goji berry)
Lineage: Eukaryota; Viridiplantae; Streptophyta; Magnoliopsida; Solanales; Solanaceae
Product: classical arabinogalactan protein 11-like
Exons: 1
Coding region: 1-333 (110 amino acids)
Source: RefSeq, a predicted model, not a curated record